GGAAGUGGAGGAGCAAUCAUGUGCAAUUGAUGCGCAGUGAUUCCACCUUGAAAACCGUUGGAUGGUCCAAUUGUCAACGUGGCGACAACCCAGAGCCGUCUGUUUUGUCUGUCUCUGGUAACCGAACUUUUAAAUUCGAGAAAAACAGAGCAGACUUUUAUAGAGAGAAAGAGAGAGAGAAACACCGGAGUUUUUAGAGAGAGAAAGGGAUGACUGUGAUCGACUUGAUCACCAGGGUUGAUGCGAUCUGCAAGAAAUAUGAAAAGUACGACGUCGAUAAGCAGAGAGAAUCUAACGUCGCCGGCGAUGAUGCUUUCGCUCGCCUUUACGGCGUCUUCGAGACCGAAGUCGACGCUGCCCUCCAGAAAUCGGAAGCUGCGGUUACGGAGAAGAACAGGGCGACGGCGGUGGCUAUGAAUGCAGAGAUACGAAGAACAAAAGCUCGAUUGCUUGAGGAAAUCCCAAAAUUACAAAGGCUUGCUUUAAAAAAGGUGAAGGGGCUUUCAAAGGAAGAGUUUGAGGCUCGAAGUGAUUUGGUUUCUGCACUUAAAGAGAGAAUUGAAGCCAUUCCAGAUGGAUCAACAACUGCAGUUAAUCAAACUCAAACCGGCAGUUGGGUAGCUUCAACCUCAGUCACCGGAAUUAAAUUCGACUCUACUUCAGAUGGAAGAUUUGACGGUGAAUACUUUCAACAAACUGAGGAAUCAGACAGGUUCAGGCAGGAGUAUGAAAUGCGCCGCAUGAAACAGGAUGAAGGUCUGGAUGUGAUAACAGAAGGUUUGGACACAUUGAAGAAUAUGGCUCAUGAUAUGAAUGAGGAAUUGGACCGACAAGUACCACUAAUGGAUGAAAUAGAUGAAAAGGUGAUUUCCCUCUUUUUCUUUGCUUCUUUAAUCUUAUGGAAGGAUGGCACUAAUACAAAGCAUUAUGUUCAUUCUAUAUGAAAUAGUGUUCAGAUAUCAUGUUACUAGUUGAUUUUGUUCGUUUUUAUUUCCAGGUUGACAAAGCUACCUCGGACAUCAAAAACACUAAUGUUAGACUUAAGGAUACUCUAAACCAGCUGAGAUCAAGUCGCAACUUUUGCAUUGAUAUCAUUCUCUUGUGCAUAAUUUUAGGAAUAGCUGCCUACUUAUACAAUGUUUUGAAGUAAAGUUGAUGGGACCAGUUCCAUGAUCAUCUCUCACGACAUAUGGGUUUUCCACAGCUUCAUUGACUUCCUCAAUGUAUCAGCUCAGUAUUCUUAGGUUUUACCAAAAAUUACUUAGUAUUUUCAGGUAUAGUUUAUAUGUGAGUGUGAAAUACAGAUACUAUAAGUUAUUAACUGAAAGCAUUGAGCAUUUCAGAUUUUCCUUAAUAUAAGCACUUUUUUUUU
Messenger RNA from Rubroshorea leprosula, 1372 nucleotides. The record is from the annotation of a GenBank genome assembly. NCBI's taxonomy places the organism in Eukaryota, Viridiplantae, Streptophyta, Magnoliopsida, Malvales, Dipterocarpaceae.